UCCCAACAUUUCUAUAUUGUUUUGCAAUGUGUACAUACGCUAAUUGCUAGUUUUAUUUUCCCACUCGUCCAGUUUCGGGUUGUUCGGUUCGGUCGCAGGCCAGACAGUAAGCUAGUUUGUGUAGUGUUGUAGCCUCCGCAUAGAAGUGCCGCGGUCGCGAAACGAGAGUAGAAAAAAAGUAGGUACACAAAACGAUGCACAGUUCGCGGCAGUAGUGGCAUCACCAUCAAACAAGAAUUACGGAAUACGUGUUAAUAGGAAUUCUGUUCCGGAAAUCAGGAGUCACAAAUUUUUAUCCAUUCAAAGUGUCCCGAAAACAGGUGCCUUUGCGGGUAGAAAGAAUUCUGGCAUGCAGGUGGGAAACUAGCGUCGCGUCCGCUACCAGCUUGCCUCGGUGGGUUCGAGAAGAAAAUCACUUCCGAAAGUUACUAUCGGUUGCUGUCUGUGGAGAGGUUCAACCUAGGUCAGCAAUAAAGCUGUGUGUUGUGUAUGUGAUUGUGAUAUUUGCCGUGUUGAUAAUGAUUUUGUGAAGAAAAAGCCAACGAGUUGUAAUAAUAUCCAUGAUUUGAGAAUACGUGCAAAUUUAGCAGAAAGCCGUUUCCACGGAAUGUGCGAUCGAAUGUCGAGCAGCAGCAGCAGCAACAAAGCAAAAUAAGCCGUGUGGGCAAUUAUUCAUCAUUAAUGCCGAUUCUACGGAUAAUUCGGCUUCUAUGUGCAGCGACCGCGAAAGCGACAAUUAUUCGAGUGCAUAACAACAACAUCACGGCCCGACGCUCGGAUUAUUGAGGUUUGAAGUAACAGCCGGAAGUGACUGCCGAUACCGAAGAUGCCGUUCAAGCUGAAGCUCAAAAAAUCGCGGCACUACAAUGUCAUGUCCAAGAGCUUGUUUGUGAUCUCCGUCGACCAUCUAGAUUCCUCCUCGAAGAUAGACUGCACACUCAGCUCGGAGAGCACCGGCCAAGAGUGUCUGGAGAAUGUGUGCCAGCGGAUAUCAAUCAGCCAGCCGGAGUUCUUCGGGCUUCGGUACGAAGUCAAGGGAAGUACGGCGGGCGAUAUGCGAUGGGUCGAUCUGGAUCGACCGAUCAGCCGACAGUUGGAGAAGUUUUCCGCCAACAUGAAGGUGCUCUACUUGAGGGUGAUGUACUACGUCCUGUCAGGGGUGAGUCUGAUAAAUGACGAAGGCACUAGGAACUACUACUUUCUGCAGCUGAAGCACGAUGUCGUGGAGGGGAGAAUUAACUGCGAUCCGAAGCAGGCGGUCAUUCUGGCGAACUAUAGUCGUCAGGCGGAGUAUGGUAACCACCAGGAUCGACAUACGGUCGACUAUUUGAAGACGCUGCUAUCUUUCCCACUGGAGAUGAUCAGGGCGGAUCUGUUGGAAACCCUGACGGAGGAGGUGAUACAUCAAGCUUAUGAGUUACACAAUGUGACUCAGGGGGCUGCGGAGAGUCUGUACAUUUCGGCGUGCCAACAGUUGGAUGGGUAUGGACAGGAGACAUUCGCUGCCAAAGAUGAGAACGGAGCAGACGUUACGCUGGGAAUCUCGGUAUCUGGGAUAAUAGUCGCUAGUGACGCAAACAAAUUCUACCCGUGGCGUGAUAUCAAGAACGUUUUGAAUCACAAGAAAUACUUCAACAUAGAGUGUUCGGAUCCGAACGAGAAUGUUAGGUUUACGGUUUCGGAUUCGACGACCGGUUCGUAUAUUUGGAGACUUUGUGCGAUGCAGCAUCGAUUUUUCGCCCGAUACGAGAAAAAUCAGACGCAAGCGAGUCAGUUGAAUUUGAAUCUUUUCCAGAACGAGAACUUGAAUGAUAGUAGAGAUGAUUUGUUGAACGAAACCCAAUACCAGAUGUCGCCUUUGGCGAUGGGACAGAUAAUGGGUUCUGCGAACUGGCAAAGCAGCAAUGAGCUAGCGAAUCAUACGAGCGUGUGGAAUAAUGCUGGAUCGAGGUCAAAGUUGAUAGUGGAAUCACAACACUCGCCACAUAUGGCUUCCAGCACGAAUAUUGGUAGUGUAGGUAACUUGAACAAUAAUAGUCUUAUGAAUGCCAAUGCCAAUGUAAUGCAGUCACGAUCGUCACUGCAAGCGUCUACGUUGGAUAUUAACCUGAACUCGUCAACUUCAGUGCCAUUGGAAUAUUCGAAUCACGGUUCGAACUGGGCUAUCAACCCAGCUGGUUCGAACGCAUCGCUCAUCAAUCGAGCACAAAGCUCGUCAUGUCUAGAUUUAAGCAAUAAUAAUGUUAGUCAAGAUCGAGAACGUCUUAAAGCGCUCCUUCCAACAUAUCGACCCGCUCCGGAUUACGAAACUGCUAUACAACAGAAGUAUCGAAACAGCACUAACGAUGUUCGAUUGAGCAACGGAAAUCUUUUGCACCUAUCUGCGUCCCAAAUGCUGGCUCAAGAUCAAGGCCAUUUAGAUUACAAUAUAACCGGCAGCCAACCCGAUGUUUCCUACUUUAAUCAAUCGAUCCAGCAUCAACCCACCAUCCAUCAGCAGUUAUACCCGGACGUCACUCAUCACACAACCACUCACCACCUAAUCGGCCCGCACUGUUCGGAUGCUUCCGAUUAUGGUUUAACGCAUCGGUUCAAAAUGAUGAGAUUAGUAAAACCUCCCCCUUCAUAUCCCGCGAAUCGUUUAAGCUCGACAUCAACUCCAGAUUUAGCGUCGCAUCGUGCCCUUCUGGGAUAUCGAGGCUUUCACGUGUCCGGUUCUAGUCCUGAUUUGGUUUCAACCCGUCCAAUGGUGAAUCCUCACCACGCUCAACUCAUGCAAAUGUCGCAAAACAAUCAGAUAUUAUACGCGGGGACCCAUCAGCUGCGCCACUCGCAGAACAUUGUACCGCAUGGAACGUACGAGAAUCUUAAUUUUGUCGAACCUACAAAACCAGGAAUGCUUCCACCCACCCAAGGUGGGAAUCUUAUCUAUUACAUGCCAAGGGAGGUGGAACAUCUGCUGAUCACCGAUGGGACUCAGUUUCAUAACGGGGCAAUAGGCAUCAACCAAAAAUCUCAUCUCAAUCGCUCCUCACAACACAUCAAUGGGUCCAUAGAACCUAUCUACGAAAACGUUCCACUUCCUUGGAAGAACGAGAACGAAUUGUCGGGCGAAAUACGAAAUCGUACUGCAAGUGUACAAUCCGCUCCAGGGAUAACCCGGAAUGGUCAAGAACAUCAAAUGGCAGUUGCUCAACCGUCUCCACGUUUCACCUCUCCGGAGAGUAAUGUGCGCUCAGUUCCCCAACCGCAACCCCGAGCCGAAGCAACAAACCACACAAUCACGACGAAGGAAACUUUCACGAUUCCCUCCAACCAGCCUCCGCCGCUGCCAAAUCCGCCCACACCCGUUCCAUCCGCCCCGGAAGCCAUGAAUCGAUCGCACUCCACCAAUAUACUCGACUCGUCCGCCUACUCCAACUACACAAUGGACACCACGCAUUCCGUGGCUCAUCUUUCCUCGAGUACCGGAACCAGCAAUAUGAACCAUAAAAAUGCACACGGAAGCGGUCACAACGAUUCUGGCAUCAGUUCGGUAACCGCCCUGUCAUCGCACGCGGGAAGUCAAAAUGUCAGCGUGUCCACCAGCAGCACCUCGAGCACAUCGGUGAAGGAAACGAAGCGGAGAAAAAUUUGGGAUAUCCUAGGGGGGAGAUCGAAGAACUCGGCGGACAAGCAGAAAAGUGCCACCCUAGGGCGGGAGAAGGAUAGGAAAAAUAAGGCCACCACCGUGGUAGGGGGAUCUGGUUCCAAGCCGUCCAGCGGUGGGAGCGCAAACAGUUCCAUCAACGAGGGCGUGAAACAUCGAUGGUCUACGGGAAUGCCGCGGCAGCAACCGCUGCCCGCCAACAUCAGCAAGGAGAAGUUGUCUUCACUGCUGGAAACAAAACUAGCGGAUCCGCAGCUGUACUGUGAGUUCGAACGGAUACCAAAGCGCAAUGAUAACGCCAAAUACGACUGCGCCCUGGCCGAUGAGAACAAAAACAAAAACUUUGAUCCCAAUUUCCUGCCAUACGAUAACAACCGAGUUCGACUGACGCCCAUGAGAGAUAAUCGGAUGGGUUAUGUGAAUGCGUCCCAUAUAACGAGUACGGUUGGCAACAAGCAGAGGUUCUACAUAGUGGCAGAAAGUCCGAACGAUGCCGUAACUACGAACACCUUCUGGCAGUGCGUCUGGGAGGCGGAUGUAUAUCUAUUGGUGCAACUUUCCACCGAACUCAGCUACAUCCCGCAGACUAGCGAGCGCUGCCUAGAGUAUGGACAGUAUCAAGUGUGGCGAGAAUUUUCCCAGGAAACGGAUCGCUGCACCACCUCCAAGCUGCGGGUGUACCACACACAAAGCCGUCGCUACAGAUCCGUUUGGCACAUAUCGUAUCGAGAAUGGGGCGAUCAAAACUGCCCCCGGGAUGUGGGUCAUUUUCUAGGAUUCCUGGAGGAACUCAAUUCUGUACGCUUGGCAUCGGUAGCGGAAGUUCCGCCGUCCCACAACACCAACCCACCGGUUCUGAUUCACUGCAAUGAAGGAGGCGGCCGAACGGGAGUCACAUUGAUCGCUGAUUUGCUCAUGUACACACUGGACCACAACCAGGACCUGGACAUACCGCGGUUAAUCGGACAGAUUCGUAUGCAGCGUGAUAAUAUUAUUCCUUCCCUCGCGCAAUAUAGAUUCAUCCACACGUUGCUCAUUCAUUAUUUGAAGCAGACGCGACUAAUCUAGUAGCGGUACUCUACGGGUGCCCCACCAACGAAUACAACCGCAAGUUAGGUUCGAGAUGCUUUGUUCGUUUUUUUUUGUUUGUUUUAUUUAAUUUUUUUUUCUAAUCCACCAUUCUCUCGAGGAAGUAGGGAACAAAACAAAAGCGAAAACUACCGAAAUUUAUUUAUUUUGAUAAACCGUUGUAUGUUAGCAACCUUAAAAGUAUUGUUUUCGGUAGUAUCACCCGAACGAGAAUUGUAAAGUAUUUUUAUACCUUUUAUAUGAACGAACCAGUUUUUUUUUAGAAGAUAGGUAGGGCGGAAAUUGCACAUAGUACAGAAAACAAAAUAUCGUGCCUUACGAAAGCGUAAACAAGAAUGAACUGAAAUCAAAUUAACGUGAUGCCAAACGCCACCAAUGUUCGGUUGUUUGUAUAUAAUUGUUUGAAACGAAGCCAUUUUACGUAGCAAUUUUCGAUGAUCCUAAAUACUGCUGUUUUUUUAAACGAAUGUUUACGAUGAGAUCGAGGGAGUGUUGAAUUUUUGAACAAACAAGUAUUUUAUUGUAUUUACUGCUGCGGCUAUUUUAGAAGACGAUAUAGAUUUGUUUAAAGAAUCAGACGAUGGCUCAAUAUAUGCUAGCAACUUUGGGAAACUUUUAACGAGUGAAGCGAACGGAUUAUAGUCGAA
Toxorhynchites rutilus septentrionalis is the source of this 5385-nucleotide messenger RNA. RefSeq names its product tyrosine-protein phosphatase non-receptor type 14 (gene Pez). NCBI's taxonomy places the organism in Eukaryota, Metazoa, Arthropoda, Insecta, Diptera, Culicidae. Bases 827 to 4717 code for a protein of 1296 amino acids. Gene Ontology annotation, molecular function: protein tyrosine phosphatase activity. The transcript is spliced from 7 exons. Gene Ontology annotation, biological process: protein dephosphorylation. Gene Ontology annotation, cellular component: cytoskeleton. The record is from RefSeq and is a predicted model, not a curated record.